This is a messenger RNA of Equus caballus (horse), 1621 nucleotides long. It is a transcript of the gene SLC7A6OS, whose product is annotated as solute carrier family 7 member 6 opposite strand. The record is from RefSeq and is a predicted model, not a curated record. NCBI's taxonomy places the organism in Eukaryota, Metazoa, Chordata, Mammalia, Perissodactyla, Equidae. Gene Ontology annotation, biological process: developmental process.
CACCCCACGACUUCCCAUAGUGCUCCGCGACAGCCGCUAUGGAGGCCGGCAGGACAGCUGUGCUUCGCGUGAAGCGGAAGCGCAGUGCGGAGCCCGCCGAGGCUCUUGUCCUCGCCUGUAAACGCCUCCGGAGCGGCGCACUCGAGUCGGCGGCCCAAAAGACGCCCCCGGAAGGUCUACAGAGAGCGGCAGAAAAGAAUGUCUUCCAGUUGGUGGCCACCGUGCGCUCCCAGGAGGAGCCAGUCAAGCCGCUCGUGCGGGCCGCCCUGCGCCCGUCCCAGGGCAGCCAGCAGCGUGUCCGCCGCGACCUCCGCGCAUCGGCUCGGGAGAUCCGUCGGGAGGGCCGCUACAGGGUGGUCUCUAGCCGCCGAUCCUCGGGGAUUCCCUUGGGUGGCCUAGAGUCCGAGGACGCGCCAGGAAACCCAGAAGCCGCCGAGGACGCAGGCUUUCAGCUGUUGGACCUGGUCCACGAGGAAGGAGACCUAGAGGCCGCCGCCGCGGACUCCUGCAAAACAUCUGAUCCAGAUGUGAUCCUCUGCAAUUCUGUAGAGUUGAUUCGUGAGCGGUUGACCAUAUCUGAAGAUGGACCAGGAGUCGGGCACCAGGAGGAACAGAAGGACGACUAUGUGUAUGACAUUUACUACUUGGAAAUGGCCACUCCAGGAUGGAUUGAGAACAUCCUCUCUGUGCAGCCCUACAGCCAAGAGUGGGAGCUGGUGAAUGAUGACCAACAACCAGAGGACAUUUAUGAAGAUGAAGAUGACGAGAACAGUGAGAAUAACUGGCGCAAUGAGUACCCAGAGGAGGAGGAGGAGGAGGAGAACAGUGAUGGAGAUGAAGAGUCCAGAGGCUCUGAUGAAUACAGCAGCCUCAGUGAAGAGGAAAGCGGCAGCAGCAGACCACAGAUGUGGCGCAAAUACCCUUUGGAUGUGCAGAAGGAGUUUGGCUACGACAACCCACAUGACCUGGAUUCAGACUGAUGCUCCUGUGAUACCUAUGAGGUUCUAUUUCAGGCCCCUGAGGGCUCUAAGACUACAGUACCAGCUGCCCUGAUAACAUCCACUCAGGUUUCCUAGCUUAACAUAUGGAAGGAAAAAGCAUGUCUAACAGCACUAUCCUACCAGUGAAAACUGGUGCUAAUGGAGUGUGUCUUUUCCACUAACAUUAGGGCCCCUUUGCUUCAAUCAAAAGUGAUCUUACAGUCUGGAAAAAAAAAUGUUGUAAAAAUGAAGCUUCCUGGCCCGGGCAUUUUCCCAAUCUCCUACACUGAAGCCAGUAAGUGGAGGAGAGGCUCCUGUUUCAUCAGCACUAAGACUCAGCUUUCUGAUACCAGCAGGCCACCUGGCUCCAGUAAAAGCCUGUUUCUUUUGAUAAAGGGAAUCUAGAAGGGCUGUAGUGGGUCCCUUGUAGCAGCACAGACUGGAUAGUAAUGGCAAUUAGGGAAGGAAGUAGAAUCUGCCUGAGCUGUGAGAGGUUUUAAUUAACAGCUGUCUCUACCUCCCUGCUCCCUGACUCUAAUAAUGGUUGUAAAGAUUGCUGUCUUCCUUUGGCAGUGGUGCCAAGGAACAGAGUAUGUAUGAAUGUAAUACUCUGUGUUUAGUAAAAACUAACUUUAAAUAUG